GACAAGCCGUCGGCCGCGCCGCUCUUCAGCCGCCGGCCCUUCAUGGUGGCCUGGAACGUGCCCACGCAGGACUGCAAGCCCCGCUUCCAGGUGCCGCUGGACUUCAGCCUCUUCGACCUGCAGGCCUCCCCCAACGAGGGCUUCGUGGACCAGAACGUGACCAUCUUCUACAAGGAGCGCCUGGGGCUGUACCCCUACUACACCAGCCGGCGCGUGGCCGUCAACGGCGGCGUGCCCCAGAACAGCAGCCUGGCCGACCACCUCGAGCGCCUCUCCGACGGCAUCGGCAAGUACAUCCGCUCGCCCACCAAAGAGGGGCUGGCCAUCAUCGACUGGGAGGAGUGGAGGCCCAUCUGGAUCCGCAACUGGAAGCCCAAGGACAUCUACCGCAACGUCUCGCAGUACCUGGUGAGGCUGCGCCAGCCCACCUGGUCCCCGGAGCAGGUGAACAAGCAGGCCGUCUUCGAGUUCGAAUCCUCGGCCCGGCAGUUCAUGAUCAGUACGCUCCGUUACGCCAAGAGCUUCCGGCCCAAGCAGCUCUGGGGGUACUACCUCUUCCCUGACUGCUACAACCAUGACUACAGCAAGAACAAGGAGACCUACACGGGGCAGUGCCCUGAUGUGGAGAAGACCCGCAACGACCAGCUGUCGUGGCUCUGGAAGGAGAGCCUGGCUCUCUACCCCUCCAUCUACCUCUACCAGGUCUUGGCCUCCACCCCCAACAGCCGCAAGUUUGUGCGGGCCCGGGUCAUGGAGGCCAUGCGCAUCUCCCAGAAGCACCACGAGGGCUACUCCAUGCCUGUCUUCGUCUACACCAGGCCCACCUACAUCCGCAAGCUGGACGUGCUCAGCCAGGUAAGGGUGCCGUGUCCUCGCUGCCCUGGCACCAGCAGGCUCUCACCGUGCCCGAUGUCCGGCCCCGUGGCCCCGCCACGGAGCGGGUGCUGCGCUGGUGCAGACGGGAGCUGCUGGAACCUGCUCCCUCUGCAGUCAGUCAUUAACCCGGGCUUCGAAGCACCAGUCUGUGGCUGCCACCUGCCCCAGGGCCCACCAGCUGCUGAUAACCUUGGGGACUUCACGUGA
Molecule: messenger RNA, 1083 nt
Organism: Struthio camelus australis
Lineage: Eukaryota; Metazoa; Chordata; Aves; Struthioniformes; Struthionidae
Source: RefSeq, a predicted model, not a curated record